Messenger RNA from Aureococcus anophagefferens, 1221 nucleotides. RefSeq lists its product as hypothetical. The record is from RefSeq and is a predicted model, not a curated record. Lineage: Eukaryota; Pelagophyceae; Pelagomonadales; Pelagomonadaceae. The transcript has a single exon. The annotation marks the transcript as partial.
AUGGAUCUCCUGUCGGCGUCCUACGAAGACGACACGGUCGCCUGGUACGAGAGCGACGGGUCCCUGUCGUUCACGGAGCGCAUCGUCACGACGCUGGCGGAUCACGCCCGCAUGGUCUUCGCCAUCGACGUCGACGGCGACGGCGACGUCGACGCGCUCUCGGCGUCCGUCGACGACGACACCGUCGCGUGGUACGAGAACGACGGCUCCGAGUCCUUCGCCGAGCGCGUCAUCACGACGCUCGCGCACUACGCCUACGCGAUCUACGCGCUCGACGUCGACGGCGACGGCGACGUCGACGUCCUGUCGACGUCCUACACCGACGACAAGCUCGCGUGGCGGGAGAACGACGGCGCCGAGUCGUUCGCGGAGCGCGCGGUCUCGCACUCGCUCGCGGGGCCGACGUGCCUUGUCGCAGCCGACGUCGACGGCGACGGCGACGCGGACCUGCUGGCGGCGUCCUGGCCCGACGACGCCGUCGCCUGGUUCGCGAACGACUGCGCCGCGCCGACGCCGCGGCCCACAACCCAUUGCGCGAGCGUCGCGUUCUCCGAGCGCGUGCUCGCGGCGGGCGCGGACGGCGCCACCGCCGUCUUCGCCGUCGACGUCGACGGCGACGGCGACAUAGACGUGCUGUCGGCGUCUUCCAAAGACGACACGGUCGCGUGGUACGAAAACGACGGGUCCCAGUCCUUCACCGAGCGCAUCAUCACGACGCUUGCGGACGGCGCUUUCUCCGUCUUCGCGAUCGACGUCGAUGGCGACGGCGACGUCGACCCGCUGGCGACAUCCGUGCAGGACGACACGGUCGCCUGGUACGAGAACGACGGGUCCGAGUCUUUCACGGAGCGCGUCGUCACGACGCUCGCGGAGUAUGCCUUCUCCGUCUUCGCCAUCGACGUCGACGGCGACGGCGACGUCGACGCGCUGUCGGCGUCCUCCGACACGGUCGCGUGGUACGAGAACGAUGGGUCCCAGUCCUUCAUCAAUCGCGUCAUCACCGCCUCGGCGGACCAAGCCACCUCCAUCUUCGCGAUCGACGUCGACGGCGACGGCGACGUCGACGCGCUGUCGGCGUCCUCCAACGACGACACGGUCGCGUGGUACGAGAACGACACGGGCGAGGACGACGAACCCCCCGUCUUCGCCGAGCACAUCAUCACGACGCUCGCGGACGCCGCCUUCUCCGUCUUCGCCAUCGACGUCGACGUCGACGGCGAC